Malurus melanocephalus (red-backed fairy wren) is the source of this 1849-nucleotide messenger RNA. It is a transcript of the gene PHPT1, whose product is annotated as phosphohistidine phosphatase 1. Gene Ontology annotation, biological process: peptidyl-histidine dephosphorylation. The record is from RefSeq and is a predicted model, not a curated record. Gene Ontology annotation, cellular component: cytosol. The transcript has 3 exons. NCBI's taxonomy places the organism in Eukaryota, Metazoa, Chordata, Aves, Passeriformes, Maluridae. The coding region runs from base 6 to 365 and encodes 119 amino acids. Gene Ontology annotation, molecular function: protein histidine phosphatase activity.
CGGUGAUGGCGGGCGAGGCGCUGUCGCGGGUGCCGGACGUGCAGAUCGAUGGCGAUGGCGUCUUCAAGUACGUGCUGCUGCGGGUGCGCGGGGCCGGCGCGCCCGCCAAGGACAUCGUGCGAGGCCACGGCUGGGCCGAGUACCACGCCGACCUGUUCGAGCGCACCGCGGAGGAGCUGGCGCGGCAUGGCCUGAGCUGCGAGUGCCUGGGCGGCGGCCGCCUCUCCCACCGCUCCGAGGAGAGGAAGAUCCACGUCUACGGGUACUCGGUGGGCUUUGGACGAGCUGACCAUGCUGUGACCACAGAGAAGCUGAAGGCCGAGUAUCCUGACUACGAGAUCACCUGGGCAGAUGAAGGGUACUGACUCCUCUGUCUGCAGUGCCAGCCCGGAGCUGGCAUGGCUGCAUGCGGUGCCUGGGUGCUGGCAGCAGGCUCUCCAUGCUCAGUGGUGCUCCAGGCUCUCCAAUUUUCGUCUGUGUUGAACUCGCCUGUUCUGCGCUGUCACUGAACUGUCCCCAUGCUGGGUGUUCCCACCUCCCUGGCACGGCAAAACUGGUAAAGCCAGUGGUCGCUCUGCCUCAGCCUCAUUGUGCCACGGGCUCAUCCCACGUGUGUCUGUGAGAAUUAAAGUUGUUGGGGGAGCACAGCUGCUCGGGUGGCCACGCUCAUAGCUCAGCUGCUCCUUCCCAGCUCCAGGUUGGGCCUGCUGACCGUGGAAGGAACUCCCCAUGUUUUCUGUCACUUGAGUGGAGCUUGGCACGGGAGCAGGCAGAGUCUGGGGUGGAGACAGCAGGAGGUAUAUCCAAGGAUUUGCCUUGAAAAGGGUUGAGGCAGGUGAGGAAAGCGAUGGGUCCCCAGGCAAGGAAAGGCAGGGUAAACCUGGGGGAGAGACCAGCCCCGUCUCCUGCUGGGAGGGAACUGAGCUGCUUGGGAACAUGGUUGGGUAGAAUAUGCUCAUUCCCGCUCUGGCAGGUGGUCAAACCUUGAGGARGAGCAUCCUCCCUGAAUUCAUCCCUUUGGACUCCCAGGACCAGCUCAAGUCUGUCAGAAUUCCUGAAUGAUUCUCCCUGCUUGUGCUUCCAGUGAGGCACAAUGGUGGGAGAUGGGGAAAAGCCGCUGGAGCCUUCAGUGGCUGGAGAGCUCUGGGGAGCUGUGCGGGCCGGGUUGGUUCUGUAUCUGUCCCUCAUGAGGCUGGGGCUGGAGGAGCCUUCCAGCCAGUCCCAGCCCCAUUUCUUUGUCAGACUCUGACGCUGCGUGUUCCCAGCUCCUGCCUGGCCAUGACCCUGCUGCUGCCUCUGCCUCGUGCCAUCAGAGAUGUGGGCUUCUUCCUCUGUGUCCAAAGCCAUGCAGGGUCAGCUCACUGUGCGCCGUGUCCUGCCCCAGACUUCAAAGGAGGCUCACAAUGGGGGGGAUGAGUUUCACAGGCAAAAAAAUGGCUCUGCUGCGCCUCGUCCUUCCAUCCUGCAAGGUGUGCCACCCCCUCCAUAGCAGGGAAUGCUACUCAGUGGCCACAUGCAGUCAGUUGCAAAUCUGCWAGUCACUGGACUGUGAAGCUUGGAGACCUAUCUGGGAUGUUCUGUCCAUCCACUGGCCCAGCAGAGCCAGCUUCAGUGGAUCUAUCAUGGUGGGACUGUUGGGUUAUACUGUGCAGGGUCAGGAGUUGGAGUCAGUGGUUCUUGUGAGUCCCCUCCAACACAGACAAUUCCAUGUUUCUGUUCUAGAAUUAGGCUGCUUGGGUCUGUGACCACUUGGGGUUUGAGAAUCUUCAUGACUUGGAUUCCCUAGCAGUCUGGCAGCCUGCUCUGGUUUUGACAACCCUCACAGGAAAAAAAGUUCUUCUUCAAGUAG